Messenger RNA from Agrilus planipennis (emerald ash borer), 4956 nucleotides. RefSeq lists its product as uncharacterized. NCBI's taxonomy places the organism in Eukaryota, Metazoa, Arthropoda, Insecta, Coleoptera, Buprestidae. The coding region runs from base 112 to 4536 and encodes 1474 amino acids. Gene Ontology annotation, biological process: regulation of DNA-templated transcription. The transcript has 7 exons. Gene Ontology annotation, molecular function: DNA-binding transcription factor activity, RNA polymerase II-specific; RNA polymerase II cis-regulatory region sequence-specific DNA binding. The record is from RefSeq and is a predicted model, not a curated record. Gene Ontology annotation, cellular component: nucleus.
AAUAAACACUAAAGCUUGUCCUUGAACAUAAAGUAGAUAGAAGAUAGUCUAGUGUAAAUGGGUACAAAAAAUGAAUUAUUUCAUGAAUAAAGCAACGAAAUUAGAAAAGAAAUGUUUAAGGAGUUUAAAAAGGAUAACAAGCAGUGCGGGGACAAUAAAAUAUUCGGUGCAAAAGUGAAUUUUAGCCGCAAAAAUAAUAACAACCUUCUUGAAAUUAUUGUUGGUGCUUCAAAUGUCAAGAGAUGGAAUAAAUUAAAAAAAGCCUUUUUAUGUAUUUCAAAUGAAGAAUUCGUCACUAAAUUACUUGAUUUGGCACAGAAAUAUCAUCACAGUAACGAUGAAAAACUAAUUGUAAAUAGAAAAUUCAAUAAAACAACAUUGACUGAAAAUAGUGUAAAGCCAUCAGUAGAAUACAGAAUGGUGGAAACUAAGAGAAAGAAUUCUAAGAAGGCAGUGAUUGAGAUAAAUAAAAAUAAAGAAAAUAAGCCAAAGGAACCUCAAAAAGAAAAUCUGUAUGAAACUGUCUGUGAAAAUUCAACCCUUUGCGAAUUUAAUAAUUUACUUUGUGACUUUACUGAGCAAACUAUAAGUGAUACUAAUGUUACUAAAUCUGAUGACUUAAUUGAUUUACACACUAAUAUAAUUGAUUCAGAAAAUAAAAUAAACAAUUUUGAGAUAGACUGUGACAAGAGUGAUAUUAAUGAUGAUACUAAAAGAAAAAGAAAACCAGCAAAUAGCACCCUUAUUGGAACAAAUGUAGAAAAUGUACCUAAAAACCAUGAAAGGAAAAGGUCCAAUAAGAAGAAAAAGAAUAUUCGGACUUAUGACGUUCGUAAGGCUCCAGAAUUGCAAGAACAGAUAGAAGAAAUAUCUACCAAAAAAGAUUCAUUGCUUGAUUCAGCAACUUCUAUUAUUGAAAGUAAAAAUGAAGAUAAUAAUAAAAAAACAAAGAAGUCCAAAAUGUGUUCAAAUUGUGAUACAAGCCAUUCAAAAUACCGUUGUCCCUUAGAAGACCCAGUGUCUUCAAUCUGUGACAGAAUCUCUAAAGAAGAAUGGACUUUUAAAUACUCACAGCAGCAGGAAGAUGAUGAAAACUAUAAUAUUGCUAAUAAAUCGCUUUCAGAAGAAUUUACAGACUCAAGUUAUUCAAACAUGUCAUUACCUAAAAUCUUUUGCUUGCUGGAUUCCAAUACAUCACAUGGCAUUAGUGUUUUUGCAAAAUCUGUAAUAAAUUCAUUUACCCAGUUUGGACCUUUAAUUGCUAAAUCAGUAAAAGAAGUUGACAUACCAGAAGACUUUCCAAUGAGAGAGUUAUGGAUGAUAUUUGGUAAAGACUCAUAUACAUAUUGGAGAACUGAUUAUUUAAAUGAAUGUAAUUGGUUUCGAUACUUGAGACCGGCUCCUACAAGGGAACAGAGAAACACAACUGCUGUAUGUAGAAACAAUUCAUUGUUUUUGAUUUCUAUAAAAACUAUUGGACAGGGAGAAGAAGUUUUGUAUUGGCAGGAUGACAACUUGAAUUUGAAUAAGAAGAAAAUGGGAAAAACUAAUUGUGGAGGUUGCAAUAUGGUGUUUACUCACCCAUUAUAUUAUAGAACUCACUGUACAAUUUUUCACGACAUACGUUAUAGUUUAACAAUAAGAAAAUUUCAUUGUAAAGUAUGUGGAGCUGCAGUUUUAGGCAAAGAAAAUAUAAUGAAGCAUGCGGCUGAGCUUCAUAAUGGUCAAGGAGCCUAUCAGUGCCAGUUUUGUAAAAAGUUUUUCUUGAGAUUGAAUUAUCUGGACAUGCACAGAACAUAUGGGUGCUCAGCUAAUCCUCACAGGACGUGGCCUUUGUGCGACUUUUGUGGGAAAAAGUUUUGUCAACCACAGAAGCUAAAAAUACACAUUAAAAGAAUGCAUAAUGACAUUUCUGAAGUUUUGAAAGAAUUCCAAUGUAAGAGUUGUUUGAAAGUUUUGGGGUCUCGUGCAGCCCUUCAGAGACAUUUAAAAGAAGUACAUAACAAGCAAAUUGAAGGCUCAUGCGCUUGUUAUCGAUGCGGAAAACUUUUUCAAAAUAAGUCAAAUUUAAAAAUUCAUAUGUUAACGCACAGCGGCAUUAAACCAUUUAGAUGCAAAGAAGACAAAUGUAAUGCUGCUUUUACAACUAAACAAUGUUUGCAAUUUCAUUAUAAAAAAACUCACGGUUUUACCGAAGAGGUGAUGCCCAAAAUAGAGCGAUCCGUUGAUUACACUUUCGAAGCUUACAGUGGCAUGGAAAACAUGGAGAAUGAACAUAAAGAUUUUACUACACCCGAUAACUCAUUCGACUGUGAUAACGAUGAUAACGAAGAAAACGAGGACAGUAUAGGUGAGCAAAAUGUUGAUGAUCCUGGUGACAUAGAAUUAGAGGCCUCAUUACAUGAUGAACCUGUUCAGCAAUUAAUACAAACACCGCCGCCUCCAAAUCAACCAGAGUCUCUUUUCACAAUGAAAAUUUUAAGUAAAGGCAGUAAAAAAUGGUUAGGAGAACAAUUAGACUCUCUUAAUCCAAGCAGUUUAGAAACUAAUCCACUCAAGACUGUUGAUAAAUCGUCCUUUGUGUGUUCAAAGCCUCAAAAUUUUGAAGUUGCUAAAGUUACGUUAGGUUUGAAUGCAUUCGGACGCCACGAGUCUUCCAAUGCUAGUUUGUUAGUCGAAGCUGCCCUUGGAUCUGUGGCAGAUAUAAACUGUAAUGAUUCAAAUAUUGACAUAGAUGUUAGUGGAACACCCAAUAGUACAGACGCUCUAGUCAGUAACAUAUGUACUUUGCCCAAUACCGAUGAAUUGCCAGAUGUACCCUAUAGUGGUUCUGUUGAUGUAACUGAGCACAGAAACAUAGGUCUAAUUUCUCCCUCAGUUAACGGAAAUAUUUCCGUCACAGACGAUCUUAAUACUGAACUGCAUAAUGACGAAAAUGUAGGAAUCGACUAUUCAAGUUUUCAGGAAGGAGAUUUCAGUUCAAAUAACAGUCCUGAAAACGAAGAACACAAUGGAUUUCGUUGUGACUACACAAAUGGAAAUCGCACCGCGCCACAAGAAGAUAAUAAUUACGAUACUGAUCAAUCUAAAAAUUUAUCACCUGGUUCCAGUCCACCCAGAUAUAAUUUCGGGAACGAAGUUACUAUUUGUCAUGUUUCUCCCAAUAAUGCUAACUGUAUAACAGCUCAGAAUUUAAGUGUACAUGACUCCAAAGGGGAGUUAGAUUUGUCAGUAUACAAGUCUUCGUAUGGUUUGGAAACGUCUACGUUCCAUUCAAGAAAAGAUUUGAAAAUGAAACUUUCCUUGGAACCUGAUCAUAAGCAGUUGUAUGUCCUUGAAGUGGAAGACAUAUCCCGUAAUUUAAACAAAAGUAUUUUUAACGAAGAUGGCAAAUAUGGACUUUUUUCGGCUGAUGCGGCUCAAGUGGACGUUGUAGAACCUCGGGAUUCAGAAAAUAAAACCAUUAAUGAAAAUACUUCUGAUGAAAAAUACGCAAAUUCUGAUUUAGACUUACCAUUUCGUUCUAAAUAUUCUGACUCUGAAUUGGAUACGCGCAACAAGCAAUUGGAGUUCGAUUUAAAUUUCAGAUCGAAAUCGUACGAUCUUGCCAGUGAUUUAUUGCAGAUUAGAAGUGGCUACGAAAAUAAUUUAGAUUUAGAUUUUCGAAAUAAGAAUUAUCCUUCCCUAGACAAUGCCGAUCUUAGAAAUAAAACUUACGAUAAUAUCGAUACCGAAUUACGCGCAGAUCGAAAUUUCGAAUCUUUAGUAUUUACACCAGCAGACCUACAAGGUAUAGAUAUGACAGCAAGAAGUUUUCAUAAUUACCAUGCAUCGAGUGCAGCAGCUGCCAGCCUUAACAGGUACCAUCAUUUGUAUUCUGAUGUAGAAAGAGCCACCAUUGAUUUGCGUAUGAACUACAGUCCUCCUCCUCCUCCUCCUACUUAUUCCCACUCUGACGUCUUAAGGGUGGUAUCGUUAGAUUUGACGUCACCGGGAAGACACACGGUCGAUUUAAGCUUAAGAAGUAAUCCAUUGCAUGCUCAUCAGAUUCCUAACACUCGAUUGUUGACAGAGCACAAUUUACCAUCAAGUAGAUUAUUGUCAGAAUCAGGAAGAAUUAGUCUGGACCAAAAUCGUUUAUUAACAACCGAUUUGUCUUCCUCUAGACAUUUGGAAACGCAUUCUAGAUUAUUGAACGUUUCUGAACAAAAUAAUCGAGUUCUUUCCGAUCAUAGUACCAAUCGAUUAUUAUCCAAUGAUCAAAGCGAUUCGUCGCACUUUGGGACUGUCGAACAGGCCAGAAUGAUAGCCGACGAUACGCGUUAUUUAAACGAUCAAAGUAGACUAAUUGAGCCGGGACGGUUACUUUCCGAUGUCCGUAUCCUACCUACAGUCCCUAACGGAUCUUUGUCUCCCAUUCCUUACCCAAACUAUUCUGUAUCUCCUACGCCCUAUCAUCCCCCUGUUUUGACCGCCAGGCCGCACGUUACUUCACCCACCCCAUCGCCUUAUCAUCAUUAUUCUUCUUAUUAUUAGGUUACAAGAUAGAUGAACAAAAACGAACUUUUAAUUCCUUUUCUUAAUAUAAAUAAAAUGUCUUAGUAGCAAGACAAUGGAAAGGUGAAAUAAAAUGGACUUUGAUCAAUGCCUUUUUUAUCGUACUCUUAAAAUAAAUGUAUAAUUAUUUUGUUAAUUUGCAUAAUAUCCACUGCCAUCUAGCGAUGCUAAUUAUCUUAAACAUACUGUAAUGUGCCAUUAUUAAAAACGUGAAAUUUCAUUUUUGUUAUAAUGCAAUCUCUUCCUUAAAAGUGAAUUAACGUUUUAUAUAAGCUGAAAAGAAACUUAGUUUUUGUAAAUGCAUAUUUUCUUUUCAAAUGUAUGAAGGUAUACGUUUGUUUGAAUAAUGUAAGAGUUGUUUUACUUUUUUUGUAUCUGUUGUUUAUAAAAUAUGUUAAU